UCGCAGAGCCUGGUAUGGCAGCGACAGCCAAUAGGAAGCGAGGGCGGGAGGAGCCAACGGCAGCUGCACAGCAGCUACAUUACUUUUGAUCAAGCACUCAGCAGCAGUCGCUUUUCUCUCGGUCUCAAGAAAUCUACACAGAAAUAAGAUCCAGCAUGUCGGACAGAAAGGCGGUGAUCAAGAACGCAGACAUGUCUGAGGAGAUGCAGCAGGACUCUGUGGAGUGUGCAACACAGGCCCUCGAGAAGUACAACAUCGAGAAGGACAUCGCCGCCUACAUCAAGAAGGAGUUCGACAAAAAGUACAACCCCACCUGGCAUUGCAUCGUGGGAAGGAACUUCGGCAGCUACGUGACUCACGAGACCAAACACUUCAUCUACUUCUACCUGGGUCAGGUGGCCAUCCUGCUCUUCAAAUCGGGCUGAGCGACGGCACCCAUUCGUUUCAACAGCCCAUUAUGAACUGACUACCGACGAGACGAACCAUUCCUGCUCUGGGACCUGCCUUCUUUCUCUCGGCUGCUUCUACUUUCGUUCUGAUUAUUGUUAAGAAAAAGCCAGUGUGAGAGGGAAAUGCCAUCAAGAAACACUUGUAUUUAUCUUUAUUUUCUAUACACGGUGUGAGCGUUUUAUGUCAGCUGCUGUUUUUUUUUAAUUAAAGCAAAAUGGUUUGGC
Carassius gibelio (silver crucian carp) is the source of this 674-nucleotide messenger RNA. RefSeq names its product dynein light chain 1, cytoplasmic-like. Gene Ontology annotation, biological process: microtubule-based process; cilium assembly. The coding region runs from base 156 to 425 and encodes 89 amino acids. The record is from RefSeq and is a predicted model, not a curated record. Lineage: Eukaryota; Metazoa; Chordata; Actinopteri; Cypriniformes; Cyprinidae. Gene Ontology annotation, cellular component: cytoplasmic dynein complex. Gene Ontology annotation, molecular function: dynein light intermediate chain binding; dynein intermediate chain binding. The transcript is spliced from 3 exons.